AUGGCAGUCAAUGCCAGAAGCCUCAGCGGCGGUCCCUCGUUCUUCGACUUCUCUGGAGAGCUGCGCAACGCUAUCUACGAGCACUUCAUCGAUCUCGAGCCAUCAGUCCAAGACGCCAUCAACCUAGCUUGCGUCCAUAAGCAAAUUCACUCUGAGUUUGGAACAUUAUUUACACUUCGGGAUAGUAUCAGGCUCGAGACGGCUCAAGAGCUUGACGACUUCCUGAAUUACUUCUUUGUUCGCUACCCCACCCCGGCUCUGAAGGAUAUUCCUUGCCACGUCGAAGUGGUGAUGUGGUGCGGAUUUCGUUACUCGUUCGAUCUACUCCCAGCCAUAUCUGUUCUGCGCCAGUACCCUCUACUUGAGAUUACAUGGUUUGAGCGGCAUGCCAUUUGUGGUGUGGAUGGGAACUUCAUCUCGCACUCUGACGACCUGAACUUCCUGAAAUCUUUCUUUGAAGAAAUGGACGCUCAGCAUUUCAAGAACUUGCUUGCUGUUAAUAUUAUUACCAGGACUAUUGCAAAUAUCACUGGACUUUCCAUAAUCAUGGAAAAGGGAUUUCCCAUACAAACUGUCAAGGAAUGGGGGCGUACUCUCUGUGGCUUCGAUGUUAAGAUUGGUAGGACGGAUGGUUUGACUCGUGUGUUGUCCAAUUUCAACAGUGUCGACGACUUUUAA
Alternaria alternata is the source of this 678-nucleotide messenger RNA. RefSeq lists its product as hypothetical. Lineage: Eukaryota; Fungi; Ascomycota; Dothideomycetes; Pleosporales; Pleosporaceae. The transcript has 3 exons. Bases 1 to 678 code for a protein of 225 amino acids. The record is from RefSeq and is a predicted model, not a curated record.